UCAAUCAGAGGGUCUGUCCCGGGGAGCCGCUCUUGCUCCAGCGCUGGCAAAAACAGCGGGUCGGGACAAUGUACUACCGCGGAUAUUGCAGGAUUUCUGCCGGCGAUGGGACUGAAUUCAGAGGCACUUGGAAGCCAAGCGAGUAACCAACCCGGGAGCAGCAACGCUGGGACAGCCUAUAGCAACAGCACAGGGAUGGUGCUGGAGACCAGCGCUGAAGCCGUCACCGCGCAGGCCUUCGAUCCGCACAACAGCUGUGUGCGCGCCUCCCAGCCUCCGCCUGCGGCCGACGGCCCGGAGCUCUCCCCGUCCAAUCAGGGUGCCAUCAAGUACGGAGAGGUCAUCGUCCUGGGGUACAACGGGUCGCUGGGGAGCGGCGACAGAGGGCGGCGACGUAGCCGGCUGGCGCUGUACAAGAGACCGAACGCGAAUGGCGUCAAGCCCGAUAUAGUUCAUAUCACAUCGACGCCCCUGGCUUCCAAGGCGCUGACCAACGCGGGGCAGCACAGCGUGUCGUACACCCUCUCCCGGAGCCAGUCCAUCAUCGUGGAGUACAGUCACGACAGCAACACCGACAUGUUCCAGAUCGGCCGCUCCACGGAGACGCUGAUCGACUUCGUGGUCACGGACACGGCCCCGGGCUCCCAGGGCGGCGGUGAGGCGCCGACUCUCCAGAGCACCAUCUCCCGGUUCGCCUGCCGCAUCACCUGCGACCGCAACCCGCCCUACACCGCGCGCGUCUACGCGGCUGGCUUUGACUCCUCCAACAACAUCUUCCUCGGGGAAAGGGCGGCCAAGUGGCGAACCAGCGACGGGCUGAUGGACGGCCUCACCACCAACGGCGUCCUGGUCAUGCACCCGGUGCACGGCUUCUGCGAGGACUCCGCGCCCGGCGCCUGGCGGGAGAUCUCCGUCUGCGGGAAGGUGUACGCCCUGCGGGAGACAAGGUCGGCGCAGCAGAGGGGCAAGCUGGUGGAGAACGAAUCGAACGUCCUGCAGGACGGCUCCCUGAUUGACCUGUGCGGGGCCACCCUGCUCUGGCGCAGCACCCCGGGCCUGGAGCGUGCGCCAACGCUGAAGCACCUGGAGGCGCUGCGUCAGGAGGUGAAUGCGGCGCGGCCGCAGUGCCCGGUGGGAUUCCGCACGCUGGCCUUCCCCAGCCUGGCGCGCCGGGAGGUGAUCGAGAAGCAGCAGCCCUGGGUCUACGUCAGCUGCGGCCACGUCCACGGCUACCACGGCUGGGGCUGCCGCAAGGAGGCGGGCGGCGGCCUGGAGGAGCGCGAGUGCCCGCUGUGCCGGCGGGUGGGGCCCUACGUGCCGCUCUGGAUGGGCUGCGAGGCCGGCUCCUACCUGGACGCCGGGCCGCCCAGCCACGCCUUCUGCCCCUGCGGCCAUGUCUGCUCGGCCAGCACGGUCAGGUACUGGUCGCGGAUCCCGCUCCCCCACGGCACGCACGCCUUCCACGCCGCCUGCCCCUUCUGCGGCACCUGGCUGACCGGGGAGAAGGGCUACGUCAAGCUGAUCUACCAGGGACCGCUGGACUGAGCAGAGAGACCCUCCUAAUGGGGAGCACCCGCCACCCCGCCUCGUUCCCCCCCCCCACCUCUCCAGGUUAUUAUGCAAACCCACCUGUCGUUUUCUUUUCUAAAAAAA
This is a messenger RNA of Mobula hypostoma (lesser devil ray), 1653 nucleotides long. RefSeq names its product E3 ubiquitin-protein ligase pellino homolog 1-like. The transcript has 7 exons. The record is from RefSeq and is a predicted model, not a curated record. Gene Ontology annotation, molecular function: protein binding; ubiquitin protein ligase activity. Bases 106 to 1545 code for a protein of 479 amino acids. Gene Ontology annotation, biological process: protein K63-linked ubiquitination; regulation of Toll signaling pathway. NCBI's taxonomy places the organism in Eukaryota, Metazoa, Chordata, Chondrichthyes, Myliobatiformes, Myliobatidae.